AUGCGCGAAAGUGGCGAAAAGGAGGCGCAGGAAGAUAACGAGCAGGAGAGGGGGCCGAACUGGAGCUGCUACAAACUCAUCGUCGAUCCGGUCCUGAAAGGUGGAACCGAAAAGCUCUACCGCUAUGAUGGGCAGCACUUCAGCUCAGCGAAUCCUGGAAUUCCCCCUGUGGAUAACGUCAGAGAUCCCAGAGUUGCUCGCUUUUGGACAAAAUUCAAAGAGACGGAUCUGCCAGUACCCAAGUUCAAGAUUGAUGAGAAUUACGUUGGACCGCCAAAGGAGGUGACGUUCGGCAGACUGAAUGACAACAUUAAGGCUGUUUUUUUGACGGACAUGUGUAAAAAGUUUGGGCAGAUCCAAGAGGUGGAGGUUCUGUACAAUCCCAGGAAUAAGAAGCAUUUAGGAAUAGCCAAGGUCAUCUUUGAAACCGUGAGAGGGGCAAAUGACGCCGUGCAAAAACUUCACAACACCUCUGUUAUGGGAAACAGCAUUCACGUGGAGUUGGACCCAAAGGGGGAAAAGAGGAUGCGAUACUUCCAGCUGCUUGUGAGUGGGUUGUAUACCCCAUUCACUCUCCCUUUAGGGGAAGAAGCCUGGGGUCCUCAGUCACCAUCAUACAGCUCUGACUCCCACAGUGAGUAUGAACCAGCGAAGCAACUGACACAUGGGUUAUUGUCUUCAUCGCUGUCCUUAUCUUCGGGACUCCUUAGCUCUACCCCAUUUGAUGGUUCCACCCCUCUUUCCAUGGACACCGCCUACUCCAGCAUGCAUCAGGAUACACCCAGUAGUAGCUUCUGGCAGACCCCUCAGUACCAGGACACGCCAUGCACCUCUCCUAUGUCCCACAGUAACCCAGGAACCCCACCUCAGUGUGAGGGACUUCCUAAUUUGUCCCAGUUGAUAGACAUGCAGGUACAUGGUGCCUCCGGCUCAAGCAUGACUCCACUUAUUUUGUCAGAUUCUCAGAUCGCCCACCACAGACCUCACCUGGUCCAACUAACCCCAAACACAAGGCAGGGUGCAUUAAUUAGCAUCAUACCAAGCUCAAGGUCUUCUAAAGGCCAUAUGGUGGCGGGUUUUCAGUCUCGUCCCAUGGGCAGGACCUCUCGGGGUGGGCACAGGGGCCAAGUUUGGGGGCCUAAGUACCAGAAUGCGUAUAACCGUAGGCCAGAGCACCGCUAUGUGCACAGACCUGUCUUCAAUAGACCUAAAUAUCGCUCUGGACCUACAAGCAGUCUAGUGCCUUUACCUGCUCAUUCACAGCCAGAUAAGCCUCUUAUAUCUCCUGUGCAGUGUAGAAGCAGCACAGACAAAUCUACAAGACAUUUGGGACAGAAAACAUUGGCUUACAUUAGCACAGCCAGGGAAGUACCUGGUAAUCCCUCUGCAGCAUGCGUGGACAAGUUGACGUCACCAAUAUCCCAAAGUGCCAUGAGGGCCCAAAGGUACUCUAUGCAAUCAGAGAAGGCACUGCUUUCGGAGCCACUGGGGAAAGCUUUGGAAAACCCCCUCAAAACACCUUCCACCAGAGACCUUCUAUGUACCUCUCCGCCUCAGAUACUCGAUCUACAGCAGGGGAAAAUGGCUAGGAUUCAGAGCCCAGAACGGUGCACCUCUCCUGGGCCAGAGAGAAGCCCCUCAACUAGGUCACCUGUUCCAGACCCGGCCCCUAUCAGCCUGGACUCCCGGAUCCAGAUGCUUCUAGGCACUCACGGAUCAGAUCUUCUACCAAAUGAGGAUAACUCAGACUUGGAUACCCACUCUGAAGACCAUACUAUAGCCUCUCCUGACAUUCUCCAGCAGUCCUCCAAAUCUUGUCCUCCCUCACCUCACUCUGCUGGUGUUCCUGCCAGUUUUGGGCUCCAUGACUCUGUUGAUAAACAGGAAGGAUUUUCUGGGUCAGGUAUUGAUGAUGUGAGUCCUACCCCACUUCCAGACUCUGCAGAAGAAGGAGAGUUAUCUCCACCAAGCGGCAAGCACCUGUCCAAGAUAUCCGUAAUUUCAACCCUUUGCUCAUCUAAUCGCAUGACAUCUUCUGAACAAACAGAUAUGAUCAAGCUGUUCCUAAGAGAAAGUGAAACUUCAGAUCAGCUUGUCAGUCCUGGGACCUGCGGAGGAGGUUCCUCACCUGCUCCUCCUAUUUUCCGAAUGCCUCCUCCACCUGUUCUUCUCCCUCCACCUGGCUUCCCUUCCCUACCACCACCGAUUCUGCCCCCGAACAUACCCACUCUACAUGGUCCACCUCCUUUACUGCCUCGGCUUACCCCACCUCCUCCUAACCUCUCGGUACCCCCUCCUCCUUUUUAUCCCCCACCAAAGCUCCCCGUGGGGCAGGUUACCAGGCCCCCAAGGUGGGCAAGUCCUCCAGCACCUCUUCCUAUACCUACCAGAAUAACGCAGGGGAAAACCCUUCCCAUAUAUUCCCCUCCUUUUCCCAUUCCACCACCUCCUUCAGCUUUUCCAGGGGUUGCUGUUCCUCAAGAUGGAGUCAGACAAAGACAGUGUCCUCCUUAUCCCUCUAUUGGGGGCUCAGCUGCUGUCCCAGGAUACAGACCCCCAUGGCCACCUCCAAUCCUGCCUGUAUUUGAUCCUUCAGUGCCACCACCAGGAUACAUCCCCGUGAGAGAAUCCCCCCACAAGAUCACAGUGGAUGGCGUGCUAGCUGCUGUAGCUGCUGAGCUUAGGACCAUAGUGAAAAAAGACAUUCACCGCAGGGUGGUGGAAGGCGUAGCUUUUGCUGCGUUUGACCAAUGGUGGGAUGUGAGAGAGCGCACAGCCAAGGUAUCUGUAGUACCUGUGAAGCCUGGAGAGAGUAAAGAGGCUCUGAAGCCCAGGGUCCUGGAGCCGUGGCAUCCAGUCGAGGGCACCGGACCAGAGGGUAUGCCAUUGGGCACAGGACUGGCAUUGGGCCUCCGACCUGCUCUCAAAUUGCCCUCCUUUAAGGUGAAAAAGAAGGACCCCUCUGGUGAGGAUGCGAAAAGGGCCUGCCCCCCUUCACCUGGAGUCUCUGAGGAUGGAGAGUUGCUAUCAGAAGCAGAGCAGGACGUGAUCAUAGAGGAUAAAGCAGUGGAUGAGUCUCGGACAAGAGCUGAGAUCUCUACAGUAAAACGGAGACAUGCCAGACCUCUGCAACUGGAUAGUGAUGAAGAGGGGGAUGUAGAGGAGGAGGACUUUGAGAAGAUGGAAGAAUCGAGGUCCAGAAAAGAUGAUGCCAAAGAAACAGAGCUUCCUGUUACUGAUCAGGAGGGGGAGAGUGAUGGGGAGGGAGAAGAUGAAGAAGACAGAAAAGAAGAGAGGCAUUCAGGUCUGAGGGAGGAUGAAGAUCACUCAGACAAAGAGGUGAUUAGCAUAGCAUCAUCAAGCCUGCUCUCGGAGUCCUUAUCGCCCUCUGGCCUGGAUUACGACUCCUCCAUCUCAUCAAGACCUGAAUUUGACUCCUCUGAUGAAAGUCAGUAUUCCUCAGUGUCCUCUGAGGAAGAAGAUGAGGAAGAAGGUGCUUCCUCUGACAGUCCUGCAGAGGAGAGAGCAGUGGAAGAGAUCUGGAUCUCAUCAGAUGAAGAGGAUGUGGAAUAUGAGGAAGUGGCUCACACUCCGGCUCGUUCAUCUGUGAUCUCCUGGGAGGAUGAGCUUGACCCCCCUCUGACCCCAUCAGCCCCAGUGUCCGGUGAUGGAGAUCUGGACCACGCACUCCUGGAUGCUGAUCCAGAGGAGGAACUGAGGGUCAGAGUGUUUCUGCAAGGCUAUGGAUGCCAAGAUCCAGUCACACAGCACUUAUCUAACAAACUAGAGCUGCCUGAUCCAGCUGUGCUGUCUUCAGCCCAGGAGCCAGAGCUGCAGUGCCCACCAUCACCGUCUUAUAAAGCCUUCUCCUCUGAUGAUGGGUUGGAGACUCAAUCUGAGACUGAAUUGGAUCAGGAAGACACCAUGGAAACACUAGAAGAUUCCGGCAACCUCAGACCCCCUACGCCUACCGGCUCAAUGUCCGAGACUGAUCCUGACCUUGAGCUUAGGCACAGACUGUCACCCCCUGUUGCCACAGAGGAGGAACUACCCCAUACUCCGGGGGGAGGAAUGGAGAUGGAGGCUGAAAUUGCAGUUCUUUCUCUUUGUCCUCCUACUCCACUACCCCCUCCCCCAUCUCCUACUGGCCUCCAUCGCUUCCCUUCACCUCCUAUUUACUUCUCCCCUCCUCCAUUACCCUCCACAUACCCUGCCUAUGAGGAAACCCCAAAAACGCCAGGCAGAUCCAAGCAAGAGCGCAUCUCAGGGAUAGUAACAACAGCAAGAAAUUCACAAGAUGCUGUACUCAGGAUGGCAAUGCAUGGUCCAUUCUCUCCAUCCUUCACCUCUCCUUCACCCCAUGCAGGCAACUGCAUCCCUAGGACUCCAGGAAGGGACAUAGCACCCCCUUCGCCCCUUUCAGACCACAGUGACAUAAGCUUUCACCACAGGGAACGGUGUUAUGGUCAGAGUUCUGGCUGGAACACUAGAUAUUCUCCAUGUUCUUCUAGUUCCUCUGCCUCAGAGACAACCAGCUCCAUACGUAGGUCUCCAGAUUUAGCUACGGAUCGAGAUUUUGUACGACAGCAACUGAAGUUCUCCACGAAUCGGACUGCAAGUUUGGAUGCAGCAUGUCUCAAAAAGAGAAAAGAACGGUUCCAGCACAAAAGAAGAAAGAUUCUCUUGCAGAGAAAUAGACUCAGUCGAGAUGCAGAUGCCUUCUCUUGCACAUCAGCUAGAGAUUUGAUUCAGAAAUCUUCCUGGGAGGCAGCACCAGGUUUUAAUGGGGAAUUGAAUGGGGGCCAAGCAGAGGUCCAGAGGUCCAAGAAGCCACUACAGGGGCUAGAAAACAGAGUGGAAAACAGGCUCCAGCCAAGAAGAACAGAGAACCAUGUGCUUCCAGAGCCACUGGACCAGUGGAGAAAGAGGAGAUGGUGGUCACAGAGCUCUCUGUAUUGGCGGCGCUUUUCUCUGCGUUCUGAGCGCAGAGAGAAGCUGGUCCUUCAUGCUGUCUGGACCAAAGGGGUGAACGUGGAGGAGAUUGGCCACCUGCGGGCCUCUUAUGAGAGAAUGCUGGAGCAGGACAGCAGCUGUAACUGGCUGAACAACACACACUGGGUUCCUCACCCUCAUACCGCACCUACCAGCGUUCCUGAUGAAAGGCUGAGCGCAUGGAGCGAUGUUCGGUAUCACAUGACUGGGAGCGCACGGACAGAGGGAUAUUACUUCAUCAGCAAGAGGGAUAAGCUAAGAUACCUGCGUCACACGCACACCGCCUCAGAGGAACCUUCACACGACUCUCAGUGCAAGAACACUCAAGCUCAGCUUCCAUCAUCAUCCCGGUCUGGAUCAGAUUUCCGUGCGGAGCAGCGCCGCCUGCUGUCCUCUUUCAGCUGUGACAGCGAUCUACUCAAGUUCAACCAGCUCAAGUUUCGGAAGAAGAAGCUGCGUUUCAGCAGGAGUCUUAUCCAUGACUGGGGCCUGUUUGCAGAGGAGCCAAUAGCUGCAGAUGAGAUGGUGAUCGAAUACGUCGGCCAGAGCAUUCGGCAGGUGAUAGCAGACAUGCGUGAGAGGAAAUACGAGCAGGAGGGCAUCGGCAGCAGCUACCUGUUCAGAGUCGACCAGGACACCAUCAUCGAUGCCACAAAAUGUGGCAAUUUGGCCAGGUUCAUCAACCACAGCUGUAACCCAAACUGCUACGCUAAAGUCAUCACAGUUGAAGCUAAAAAGAAAAUAGUCAUCUAUUCUCGCCAGCCAAUUGCCGUCAACGAAGAGAUCACGUAUGACUACAAAUUCCCCAUCGAGGACGAGAAGAUCCCGUGUCUGUGUGGAGCGGAGAACUGCAGAGGAACCCUCAAUUAGAACUGCAAGGGAUGAAACCCUUCAUCAUAAUAUCACGACUUCAUUAUCACAUCAUCAGCCAUCACUAAAACACCCUGACUGUUGUUUUACACACAUUCAUAAAGAAUAUGUGACACAUUUUAGGCCUUGUUUUGGCUACAAACAUGUUGCCUACAGGUGCACCAUGUAUGUAGAUCUGUGAAGUGGUUGCACAAGUAUUAUGGGUUGUAAAAGCCUAUGCAUAGUGUCCCUUCAGUUAAGUGGUUACUACAGGUGAUGCAGUGAGGGUAGAAGCCUCAGGGGUCCACGUUCAAACAAUGAAAUGGCCAGUUUUAAAGUGCCCCUGAUCAAACAUGCACCUCUAGAAAAUAACCAGCAGAGGGCAGCAUGCCACACGAUUUUGUGAAGCUCGCAGCACUUGUACAUUUUUUUUUUUGUAUUUAUAACACGGGCAGAAGAUGAAGUGUAUGGGUUAAAUAC
Pygocentrus nattereri (red-bellied piranha) is the source of this 6321-nucleotide messenger RNA. RefSeq names its product SET domain containing 1B, histone lysine methyltransferase b (gene setd1bb). Gene Ontology annotation, cellular component: Set1C/COMPASS complex. The transcript is spliced from 20 exons. Lineage: Eukaryota; Metazoa; Chordata; Actinopteri; Characiformes; Serrasalmidae. Gene Ontology annotation, molecular function: protein binding; RNA binding; histone H3K4 methyltransferase activity. Bases 1 to 5862 code for a protein of 1953 amino acids. The record is from RefSeq and is a predicted model, not a curated record.